Messenger RNA from Paramuricea clavata, 6363 nucleotides. NCBI's taxonomy places the organism in Eukaryota, Metazoa, Cnidaria, Anthozoa, Malacalcyonacea, Plexauridae. The record is from the annotation of a GenBank genome assembly.
AUGUUAUUUGUUGUGAAAGACGGCCCGAAAUUUCGCUACUUAGGUUUGCUGUACUGGUUUAUAAAACAUUUACAAGCAACAGCAAAUGAACUAUGUGGCAAAGAAACCAAUGUGUACAAGCCAAUGAAGUUUUUCAGUUUAAAGGUCAGUUUACCUUUUAAUAAUUAGUUCAUUUAGUUGUAUAUUAUUAAUACGAAGUACUGGAAUAGUACGCCGAGUUUGAUUUGCUAUAUUGAAAUUUGUACUGUAGUCGGAAUAUUUAAGAUAAGGUAUGGAUAAACAGAGCCCAACCCCUUCUCUAACCCUAACCAAUAAAUGUGUAAUGAACUAUUUGAGAGUUAAAAAGGUUGGGGGGAAAUUUUAAAAUAUUUUAAGAAAAAUUUCUACUGUUGGAAACUGUCGUAAUUUAUGCAUCAGUCAAUUCUAGCGUUGCUCAUCCCCCCCCCGGGCAUUUGUACUCUUUUUUUGCCCGGGGGGGGGUGGCCAUUGGUACUUCCAAAGUUGUCCCAGGGGCAGGGAAUUGUUUACUGGCUGGGCAUUUGACUUGACUGGACGUUUCUGCGACGAACAUGUGCUAUCAAAUUAAAAUGGUGUCGAAGAAUUCAGGUGUAAAAACGAGGAUUUUGUCGAUAUUUUCAUUCACAAAACGUCACACCAAUCGCACUUGAGAAACUAAUUAAAGUUGUGUUUAACUCAUUAAGUCUCAUUGCGCCCCCAUGCGCCCUGGAAUUGGGAACAGGGUAAGUCUCAUUGCGCCCUCAUGCGCCCUGGAUGACACGUCAACUUCCGGGCACAAUUGUCUAGCGCGUGUUUAUCGGGUUGCCUAGCAACGGUCACGAGUAUAAAGUGCAAAAUUCGGGCUUUCAAACGAUACAUCAUGCGAGAAAAUUGAUCAAAAGUUUGCGAAGAUUUUCGAUUUUAAAACUCUAUUUUUUUACAAAACCUGUGACAACCGCAAAUUGUCACAAGAUAGGACUUUUCAGCAAGUUUUAAGGAUGAAAAAGAAGAGGUUUUUAAAGUGUUUUACAUAUAAAAUAUAUUAUAAAACAUAAGGGAGUGUGCAUAUGUUUCAAGUCAAGUUCUUGUCCAAAUCAAGUCGCGCAAUUUUCAGCCAGAAAAACAGCAAUUUCUUUCAAUCUAACGGAAAAGUGAAGUGGGAAAUCGCAAGAAACAUGAACACUAAAUCCAAGUGAGUAGUUACGAUUUUUUUGAGCGUGUUUUUGAAUGAAAAUACCUGGCAUGUUUUCAUGAAAUACGAUAUAGGGCCAUUCCAUUUAAUGUACACACCUCCCUGUGGACGAAGUCAAUAAAAUUUGAACCCCUAAGAAAAAAGAUCGAAGUGCCGACACAAACACCCCUUCAGAAAUUAAGAAAUUUUUGCCUUACCCCUCGGAAAAAACGCAAAGAUCAAAGGAUGCCGAUGCACAAAACCCCUCAGAAACGGCUUUUUCAACCCCCCUCGGAAAUUUUCGUCCACAGGGGGGUGUGUAAAUUAAAUGGAAUGGCCCAUAGCAUUAAAGCAAGUUCAAUCUAGUUUAAAACUAAGUUUUUAGAAGAAAUUUCGUGCAUUUUAUGGCAUGAUUUCGACUGUUUUCGUGACCCUACUGUUGGUCGUCUUGCUCAAGUUGUUAUUUUAGCCGAAGUACUUUCAGAAGACAGUAGGUUCAACUUGUCAUGUGCGUAUAUACAUUUUUGGCAAGAAAAAUUUUGAGUAAAACCGCAUUAAAACUAAGUAGAAUACUCUACAAUGAAUACUAUAUCUGUUUCUAUAAACUUUGUCUCGAAACGAGCUCUCAUUUUAGAGAUAAUGUGGUUUAAAAUCAAUGUAUUGAAUUAUGCCGUUACUUGGCGCGUGCGAAUUCUGAACCUUCAUGACAGGGAUUUGAAAAGCUUCUAAAAUACACUUUAUUGCUUCAUAUAUCCCCAUAAAAUUUUUAAAUCAAUAAAGCACAUCAUAAAACUAAUGUACGCUCAUUUUCUAAGAAGUACUCAUCGAUUACCUGAAGGAAAAGUUUAAAAUAGGUCAGGAGAGUAGUUUACAAAAUGCUGUUCUCCUCUGAAAUGGCUUCUUUUGCGGGAAGCUAUUAAAUUUAUGUACUUUCCAAAAUUGUAAUUUAGUCGCUUUUUUGGUCUCAUUGUUCACUUAUUUAUCAUGGAAUUACUUCGCUUGAGCUCUUUUAAUAAUAUCUGCCAGAUACUUUGCUAUUUGGUGAAAUAAAAGCUAUAUUUUUAGCAGUUUAUCUUUUGAAAACUGCAUGAGCAACAAAGUGUCACCAACGUGUUUACUCUCGUCUGACAAACAACCAAAGAUGAAAUACUUUAUUUCACUCUUUUAUAGCAAUCUAAAAUGCCUAAAUAUUAGAUUAUUCAUUUUAUUUCAGCAUACAUAUUAUAUUUUUAUACAAUUGGUCCUUGAAAAGGACUUAUUUCAAGCUAGAGUCAGAUUUCAAACUAGAGUCAGAUUUCAGAAGAAACCGCCUGUCUGACAUUUUACAGCAACCUACAUUGCCGCGCACAACGUUUUAGCCACAAAUCCGUUGUUUUCUCAACAGAAACAAAAGGAAUUUCAGUUAAAAUUCUUACCUGAUGAAUAUUCAAAAGUGUUUAUCUCUUUUUGACGACUUUCAGUGCUCUUAAUAGCAAAAUAAAAAGCCUUUUGUUUUGUCACCGCACGCUGCGUUUGAAAAUGCCGGCUGUCAAAGUCAGAAUUGAAAACACCUCAAAUAUUUUAAAAUUUUCUCACCUUUUUCAUCCUUUGUUUAUAUUUUAAUUAGUAAUUUUUGUACUUCGUGUUUUUCCAAACAUAUUUGAGCUAUUUAAAAACUUCAAAGAGGUACAAACACUGUGUUUUUGGGUUACAGAGUUUUUGGACUUGAACAACAAGUUCUGAAGUUCAAGUUCUCCAUUGUAAACUAGAUGUCCUGAGUGUGCCUGAGCUAUGCCCAAGCAAAUUUUUAUAGCGUUUCAUUAUUUUGUAAUUUAUACCCUACAAGAUGAAAACUAAUUUGAAAAUAAAUGUGUACCAAUCCAGGAAUCAAAAAAUAUUUCUCCAUUUAUGUUGAGUUAUUGAAUUAUUGCCCUUCAGAUGUUGGGUGUCAUGAAGAAACAAAAUGUCAGGGACUUAAAUUUACACAAACCAAGAAUUCUCACCCAAAAAUCUAAUGAUAUAUUUAAGUGUGGGAGCUCAUUUAAAAUAGAAUUGAUUAAUCAUUUAUCAUUUUAACCCACUGCAAAAUUUCAAGGUUUUUUAUAACAUUGAUCUUGAGAUAUGGGUAUUUUUGUAAAAGCAGUUGACAGAAGUUGACAGUAACUAAAAUUCGCCAUUUUCCUUGCAACUUGGGGAGUGCCAAUGUUGCAACAGUCUGCAACUUAAUGAGUUAAACGGUCCCGGUUUCACUGGAAAUUGACAAUUGUUCGUAAACCAAUGACCGUGUUCAUUAUAGCAAACUUUGAAUAGUUUGCCUUGAAACAAGAACAAUUUCUGGUGGAACCUGGACUUUUAAAAUGUAAACAAACAAGAAAAAAUCGUCUGCAGAUACAGUCGUUUGCACCAGCAUGACACGCGAUAAAAAAAUGCUCUAAUAGGAUACGCCCCAAUCUUGCAACUUUCAGAAAUAAGCAUAGGCAUAAAUUGGCCAAUUGACAUAUUUGUUGCUUUUACAUUAUUUGACAAAUUGUUCCACGCUAUUGCUCCAUUAUAACUGAGACUUUUUUUCAUGUAAUUUGUUUUUGGUUUUUGUAAAAGAAAAUAUUACUCUUGCCGCGUAAAUUGUAGUUUUGAUUAUUAGCGAUUUCGAACACUAAAUUGGUUCAUACUUUCUGGUAGCUCACUAUUUUUCACUUUAUACAGAACCACUAACUUAUUUUUCUCCCAUCGAUCGGCUAAAGGUUGCCAAUUUAAUUCCUUAAAUAUUUCUUUUGUUGCUAUUUCAUAUGGUCUGCCAGUGAUGACCCUUGCAACCCUGUUUUGCAUUUUCUGCAUUUUGUCGCGCAGAUAUUCGCUGCAGUUAGUCCAAAAAAGCUACAGUAAUCAAAAUAUAGCAGUAUUAUCGCGUUAUACUUCGUCCAACUCAGACGGAUAAUGCGAAGAAAACGCGUCUUCGAGUUAUUUAUAUAAAAUAACUCGAAGUCGCGUUAUGUUGCACAUUUUUAUGCGACGCAUAUUCAACUUAUCUUGCAACAUAUAACUCGGCGACGAAUUUGCAUCGCAUUUCCUAUUUCAGACGAAAUGCAAUUGUAACUAAAUUGUGUGAGACUGUAGACUGUAGUUAUUAUAAAGUAAUGUUGAAACAAACAUGCAAAACAAAGCCAUCUAAACGAUUGUUUGUUUUUUUCAACCCGGGCUAAAAUUACUGAAUUGUAGAUGAAUAAUUGUCAUGUAAUCGCACACUGUAUUUUUAUAGGAUUUUAUCCUUAGCCUUAGGCCGGGUUGAAAUUUCAGCUCGGUUAACUGGGCAAAAACUCAGCCUGCGCUGAAAACUCCCCAUGUAUUAAAUCGACUCCUUAAUUUUCAAUGAGUAUAUAUACUUUGGAUUCUGCACCUUAUUUCUAGGUAAUCUACUGUCUUCAUUUUGAUCCACAACCUGUUGGAUCUGAUUCCGUGGAAGUAAAGCUUUCAUUCUUAAGUGUGAAACAGGUAAUUUGUUUGUACAUUGUCAAAUGAUACAUUUGUCCAUGGGUAUAAUUUUCAAUUUUCUCUAAUGAAACAAACGUUAUUUGUUAAGUUUUAAUAACAAAUUUUUGUUCCAGGUAAAAUAUGGAAAUGCAGGCGGAAUAACCAACGCUAUCGAAGAAAGUUUUAACGACGUUGAACAGUCUAUUUCAUCUUCAUUAACCUCGGUUGGUAUUUUACCAUAUCACAAAAAGUUGGUUGGUUUCACAUCGGAUGGGGCUAGCGUUAACCGUGGAUGUAACAACAGCAUUGUGACCCGACUUCAAGAGAAAUCCCCAUGGAUGGUGUUCAUAUGGUGCAUCGCUCAUCGUCUCGAGUUGGCACUCAGUGACGCAUUAAAGACCACAGAGUUUCAGGAUGUUGAUAAUAUGCUGUUGAAGAUGUAUCUCCUUCAUAAGAAAGCACCAAAGAAAGUGCGUCAACUUAAGGAACUACACGAUCUUUACAAAGAAACCAUGGAGUUUGACGAAGGAGGAAUAAAGCCGAAGAAAUCAUCGGGGUCGAGAUGGAUUUCUCACAAGUUGGCUGCAAUGAAGAUGUGUUUAGACAAAUGGGGUCUUUACAUUCAGCAUCUGGAAACCAUGACAGAAGAUGAAACCAUUACAAGCAAAGACAAAGCCAAGCUGAAAGGUUACCUUAAACAUUGGAAGAGCUCCAGCAUGCCACUAUUACUUGCCUUGUUUAUUGAUAUAUUAACUAUACCGUCGAUUCUAUCAUUGACAUUUCAGCAGGAGAAAAUAGAUCCAGUGCAGACCGCGAGAGCAUUGAACAAAGUGAGGGAACGUUUGGCACAAUUUGAGAAAAAGGUGUUCGAAAGGCUACCGAAUGUUAGAAACUUUCUCUCAAAAAUCAAGGAAGUGGAUGCUCAGUUUUUCUAUCAAAACGUCAAACUCUCAUCAUUCGAGAGACAUAAGGUUUCUGUUGAAAGCAAAAAGAACGAGUACUUGGAGAAGAUUCGACAAUGCUUGACUAAUCGACUUGAACAAGAGGAUGAAGGCGAAGAGAUACUCGACGCCGUUGUACAAAUUCUUGAUUGCGAGGGAUGGAAAGACGACAACGAAUUUGCCGAAGACGCCAUUUUUGCAGUGUAUGACAAGUUUGAAGUUCCACUUAAGUCUGGCGGUAUGUCAGUGACUGUUCCCGACCUACUUAACCAAUGGCAUGAGAUUGUCGACUUUGCUGUUGAAACAAUCGGGGUGACCGGCCAAUCAUAUCUUAUCACAUGGCGUAAGAUAUUUUCUGCACCAAGGAGUAAAGGAUGGAAAGAUGCGCUUAUCUUAGUCGAACUGUUGUUUACUAUCCCUGUAUCUAACACCAAGCUCGAGAGAAUGUUCUCCAAAUUAAAGCGCAUGAAAACAAAUUUCCGUUGUUCCCUUUCCCUUCGGAGGUUGGAAAACAUUCUACGCAUCAUGGAAUAAGGCCCGACAUGGGAGGAGUAUGACCCACUGCCCGCCAUUGAAUUAUGGCAUUCAGCGAAACAACGGCGGCCACACGAUGAGAAAUAAAAGCGAACAUAUACAGCAUGCAAAUCACACAAAAGGCUUUCGACUAUGUCGUCGGACGAAAGCGACAGCGAGACUGCAGAAAAAGAAAACCAUGAAAGUGAUAAAGAAAACGAAGACGUGCAGGAAGAAAGUACAGAAGAAACCGAAAGUCAGAGUUUAUUCUCUGAUUCUGAGGAGGAACCAUAG